AUGCGACUCGAUGAGAGAUACGUUCCGUACUUACAGAUGGCCGGAUUAUACCAUCUUGUAAGGUUGAACGAUAGAUGGUUCCAGUUAGAUGAGGCCCUUGUCAGUGCCUUCAUCGAGCGGUGGUGUCCGAAGACGCACACCUUCCAUAUGCCGUUCAGAGAGUGCACGAUCACACUUCAGGACGUGGCGUACCAGUUGGGGUUGUCAGUGGACGGGCGUUAUGUCAGCGGCUGCCUUACAGAUUUCCAGAAAUACAUCCAGGGUGGCCGUCCAGCUUGGGUGUGGUUCCAGGAGUUGCUUGGAGUGAUUCCUCCUCCGAGCCAGGUUCAGAAAUUCGCAGUAAACUACAGCUGGUUCCAGGAGACUUUUGGUGAGUGCCCCGAGGCAGCCGAUGAGGAGACUGUGCGAAGAUUUGCACGUGCCUACAUCAUGAUGUUGUUGGACACGCAGUUGUUUGCCGACAAGUCCGGCAACCGCAUUCACAUCAGAUGGCUUCCCUACGUAGCUAGGCUUGAAGAGAUGGGUACCUACAGCUGGGGGUCUGCAGCACUGGCAUGGUUGUACCGGUGCAUGUGCCGAGUGACGAACAGACAUAUGGUCAAGUUAGCGGGCCCACUACAGCUACUUCAGUCCUGGAUCUUCUGGUGCUUUCCUAGGUUUAGGCCUGCAGGGUAUGAUACGUCCAGCUGGCCGUUGGCCUCGAGGUGGUCAAGUUACAACCCUUCCAGUAGCGAGAAGGGUCCUAGAGUGCAGAUGUGGAGACUGAGGAUAGACAUGUUAUAG
Arachis ipaensis is the source of this 783-nucleotide messenger RNA. The record is from RefSeq and is a predicted model, not a curated record. NCBI's taxonomy places the organism in Eukaryota, Viridiplantae, Streptophyta, Magnoliopsida, Fabales, Fabaceae.